Molecule: messenger RNA, 3221 nt
Organism: Oncorhynchus gorbuscha (pink salmon)
Lineage: Eukaryota; Metazoa; Chordata; Actinopteri; Salmoniformes; Salmonidae
Gene: hinfp
Product: histone H4 transcription factor
Exons: 9
Coding region: 480-1937 (485 amino acids)
Biological process (GO): anatomical structure development; regulation of transcription by RNA polymerase II
Molecular function (GO): DNA-binding transcription factor activity, RNA polymerase II-specific; RNA polymerase II cis-regulatory region sequence-specific DNA binding
Source: RefSeq, a predicted model, not a curated record
GAAGGGGUGUAGUGGAACAGAACUAAUGAAGAGAAUGUAAUGUAGUUAGGCCUUGACUGGCCUUACACUCCAGUACAGUAGCUGGCGAUGUAUGCACCUUGAAGGUAGAAUGCGACCCGCCAACCCAAUUCCAACGAAGAAGAAGGUGAAGAUUUCUGAUAGGAGCUCAUUGCGAAACAUUUGUCCAACAACAUCCAGGUUGGGUAGUUCAAUUGUAUAUUUGGUUAUUCUUUCUAGUCUAAAUAAUUGAGCAAUUCUGUUUUCGAUUUUUCAUUAAAACAUUUUCUUGCUAGCUACAUUACUUUUCAACACGACAUUAUAACGUUGUUGUCACACGUGGAUACUACUGCCGUGAGUUAGCUCAUUUGCUAAUUCCUAGCUUGGCUACCAUUUGUUACCAAGGAUAUUUUCGUUUUCAUAGAAGGUUAGCUUUUUGCGUUAGACACGAUCGUUCAUGUGAACGUAUAGUGUGAGAUUCGAUGCCUCCUGCAAGCAAACGGGCGAGAAAAGAGGACUCACUGCUGGAGUUGGCGUGUGAGUGGGGGUCCUGCCAAGAGUCGUUCGAUCGGAUGCAGGAGUUCUGCGAGCAUGUGGAGGGUCACCUCAAGGCGCUGGACAUAGAGGACGGGGGAAAUUACUCAUUUGAGGAGCACAGCUGUCUAUGGAAAGAUUGUGGGUUCUGCUCUGUGGAGAGUGCCGAGGAGUUUAAGCGCCACGUCUAUUUCCACUGUUACCACACCAAGCUGAAGCAGUGGGGUCAGGGGGUACUCAAGGCCCAGCCCAGCAUCGGCACCUGCACCAUUGGCCUCCACAACCGCAACAUCGUGCCUGACAUCACAGACAACUUCAUCUGCCAGUGGGAGCAAUGUGAGCAACCCUCCCUUGCCAACCCAGAGUGGUUCUACCGCCAUGUGGAGAUGCACAGUAUGUGUAUGGAUGUACCCUCUACUGAUAAGGAGCUCUUGGUGCACUGUGGCUGGAAGGACUGCGAGGCCACUUUUAAAGGGCGUUUUAAGCUGCGGGAACACCUGCGGAGCCACACUGGGGAGAAGGUGGUGGCCUGCCCAAUCUGUGGAGGGAUGUUUGCCAACAACACCAAGUUCUUUGACCACAUCAGACGGCAGACCACCAUCGAGGGUCAGAGGUUCCAGUGCUCCCACUGCUCCAAACGCUUUGCAACAGAGAGACUACUGAGGGACCACAUGAGGAAUCAUGUAAAUCACUACAAGUGUCCAUUGUGUGACAUGACCUGCCCAUCCCCCUCAUCACUGCGGAACCACAUAAAGUUCCGCCAUAGCAACGAGAAGCCUUACAGCUGUGAAUACUGCGAGUACAGCUGUAAGAACCUGAUCGACCUUCGUAAACACCUAGACACCCACAGCACUGAGCCGGCCUACCGCUGUGACUUCACCAACUGUGACUACACCACACGCUCACUGCACUCCAUCAAGAACCACUACAAGAAAGUACAUGAGGGAGAUUUUGUGGCUCGCUACAAGUGUCAUGUCUGUGAGCAGUGCUUCACGAGGGGAAACAACCUCACUGCCCACCUCCGCAAGAAGCACCAGUUCAAAUGGCCCCCUGGACACCCCCGAUUCAGGUAUAGGGAGCAUGAGGAUGGCUUCAUGCGUCUGCAGCUGAUCCGCUAUGAGAGUGUGGAGCUGACCGAGCAACUGAUGAGAGAGAGACCGGAGGGCCACGAGGGGGAGGGGGAGGAUGCUGCCCGGACAGAUAUCCUGGGGCCUGGGGAGGAUGCCAGGGUAGUAGCACACUCCACGGAGGUACAGGUGGAGCUGAGAGGGGUGCUGUUGGAGGGGGAGCAGGAGGAGGGUGUGUUCUAUGAUUUGACUGGGGGGGACUCGUCUCAGGUAGGGGAGGACACUGUGAUCCUGCAGCUACAGGACACUGCUCAGCAGCUGGUCAUGCAGGUGGUAUAACCACUACAACCCCUCACAUAGACAUGCUGCUCAUCUAAUCGCUUGUUCCUCUGAGAUACUGAGCAGUGACACAGCACAGAGGCACCAGGACUAAGGGAAGGAUGGGAGAGCUUUACCGUUUUUUUUAGCAUGCCUGUCUACUGAGUAUGAGGAGGGAGAACUCUUCAAGGAUUCACAUAGUAUUGAUUGAAGUGAACAGUGGCUCCUAAAUAUUGGAAUUUAACCAGCAGGACUGGCCUUACCUGCCCUCACUGCAGGGCCCACACUCCUCAUAGCACUCUGUCAGAAGAUAUGGAGUUGAUAUUGUGGAUGUGAUUUCUUGGACUGAAGAGUUGUUUUCCAACGUCUGAUCCGCCAUUGUUGGAGACCAGGACAGUUGCUAUGUUUUGCAUUAUGAACAACUUUGAGCUGAGCUGAAUGUACUUCAUAGGUGUAUACUAUAAAGCAGGAUCAAUGAGUUAGCCAGCUGACUAAGUAGUCUUAUAUAACUUGUUAUAUUUUUGGGGGGUGUUGAAAUGUGUUGGUCUAAAGAAGUCAGCAUGCUUCAGUUCGGCUGGCACCUAUGAGUGUGCUCGCAUACACCCUUAAAUGACCUUUGCUUGAAAAGUUAGAAAAAAAGCGACAAUAGUACUGUUUGUCUAAUCAGAAUUAAUCUAAGAUGACUCAAGAAAUCUGUAAUUAAUCUUGAUGUUUUUGACGAAGAUAUCUUCGUCGUGCAAUUUUAUAUCUAAGAUAUUUGGUGAAGUAUUUUUCAAAGGAAAAAAUGUACUUGAAAAUGAGUCGUCUCUCGUUGAAUGACAACAGACUAUUCAAGAAUCCAUACUGUUGACCAGUCACAGACAAAGGGGUGUCAACUUCGGCUCCGAACUUCGGCUUGCCUCCAAAACGUCACAAAAUGUCAUCUUAAUAUAUGCAUAAACUCUGCCAAAUUGUUUUGGCUGGGAAGCAUGAGGACGCCUUUAAUUCAGUGUUUUCCAACUCCAGUCCUCGAAUACACCCAAACAACGCACAAUUUUGUUGCUCUGGAGAAUUUAAUCUAAUUCAACUCAUUGAGGGUUUGAUGAUUAGUUGAAUCGGGUGUGCUUGUCCAGGGCUACAACAAAAAUGUGUUGAAUACAAUUGAUUCAAGUUAAAAAUAAAAUAAGCAGAAAAUGAAUAGUUAUUGCUGGUUGUUUAUCUAAGUUAGCUGGCUAACUCAUUGACCCUGAUUUUAUUAUACCCCUCAGCUGUUUGAUUUGACAUUUUGUUUUUUGGUCCUGGGCAAUAAACAGAUUGUGCUUUUUA